AUGGCAACUCCAAUCCCUGGAGAACGGUUCAUUAGAACAUUAAGAAAUUAUUUGGAAGUUAAUGAACGUCGAUUAUUAUCUUCAGCAGUACAAUCUAACUUUAUUCCAACUACUCAAUCGCCUAUAAUUAAAGAAGAAGAAGGAGAAGAAGAAGAAGAAGAAUCAAAUGGAUUCAUGAAAACUGUUUCUAGUUUAUGGAGCGAUAAUAGUACUUCUUCUUCAACAACAGCGCGUUCAACAGGAACUAAUUCAUUAUAUGGUAUUUCCAUCCCAUACAUGUCAUCUUUGAUCACCACUAAUCCAACUCUUUCUACAUCUAAUAAAAUUAUUUCCAGUACUCCAUUUAUGCCAGUUAGAUCAACUUUAACUUUAGAUAUUCAUUACUUGUAUUUUUUGUUAGUUCAGUUUGAAUAUUUGGGAUUAGAGGAAACUCGUUUACCUGUACCUGAACCGUAUGGGCUUGUUGAGACAGAAGCGACAACAACAGGAAAGGCACCGUCGAUCAAGACAGUAGGUUCAAUCAUGUCAACUCUUUCGCUUUCUACAGGCUGGCAAUUUUGGUCACAACAUAAUAAAUCAGAGGAAGGACGGAUACAGGAAGAUAUUGUCUAUAUUCAUCGUUAUUUUUCCAAAAUCACUGCUCUUAAAUUGCAAAUGAAUCUUUCAACAGAUACCGAAAGGGGCGUGACAAGAAGCGGCCAGCGAACGAUUCGUGGCUAUGAAAAUCCUUUACCCCAAGAUGGCUCAAUUGCACUGAGUCUUAAAUGUUUCAAAAAUUUAAAAUACCUCGAGAUACAACAUAUCCACCCUCGUUGUAUUGCUGAUUGGUCUGAUUUACAGUCAUCCUUAAUAAGUUUAAUUGUUAAAUCAAGUCAACUCGAUAAUGCCACAGAUAUUAUCAACUGCAACACUACUCCUUGGUCUGAAUUAAAGAUGCUAUCAUUAGCUGAUAAUAGUUUAACAACAUUAGAGAACGAAUCUGCUCAAUUAUUGCGUAACGUAAAUCAUCUCAAUUUAUCGAGUAACCUCUUGAUUGAUAUCCCAGCUGCUUUAGCAUCACUCUAUAACCUGUCGUGUUUAAAUUUAUCGUAUAAUAUGAUUUCAUUCACCACAGCUGUUAAUACUGUAUUAGGAAAUAUUCAAGAGUUAGAUUUAAGGGGUAAUCGUUUAACAGUAUUAGCAGGAUUAGACCGUUUAUGGGCUUUAGAGAGAUUAGAUGUACGUGACAACCGAAUUGAAGAUGCUGCUGAAAUUGGAAGAUUGACUUCAUUACCUAACAUAAAUAUGAUAUGGGUAGAGGGUAACCCAUUUACCAAAUCACAGUCUGAUUACAGAGUAGAGAUUUUUACAUUAUUUAAAAAGAAUGAUCUUGAUAUUCAAUUAGAUGGUAGUGCACCUACCUUUGUUGAACGUCGUCGAAUUCAAGUAACAAAUAAAGACAGAUCCGUCAAUACACCUACCAUCUCUGCAACUAUUGCAACCGAAGCCAUAUCAUCUAAAGAUAAAGAUAAUACAGUGAUAACAAGUCCAAAACAUAAUGAAAAAGCUAAAAUAGUUCGAGCAAAAGCUAAAAAUAAUAAACGACAGAUUCGAUUAGGGAAAUUAAAAGAAGAAAAAGAAAGCAUGAUACCAAUUCCAACAUCCAUAAUAGAAGAAAAUAAUAAUAAAAAGCAUGUACAUCGAUUAACAGAGUUAGAAGAAUCUGUUCAGCAAGAGGCAGCAAAUUCACGUCGAGCUCAAUCUGUUCGAUCACAUAAAUACAGUAAAAAGAAACCAGAAAUAAUUACAAAAGUGAGUGAUGACUCUGAGUCCUCAAAGAGAUCUUCAGAAUUAUUUAGAGAUAAAAUUGAAGCAAUGCGAAGAGAAGCCGGUACAGAAUGGCUUAGAUGUAUUGAAAAGAUAUUAUUCAGGAUGCAAACAUUUGCACAAAAGUUGACUUAUGAUGUGGCGUUGUGGAUAUUCAAUAUCAUGAUUGACAUCUUUUUUCGAGAAGUAAAAACCAGGGGCUCAUAUAAGAUCCCUAAAGAAGGACCAGUUAUCUUUGUUGCUGCUCCACAUGCGAAUCAAUUUGUUGAUCCUAUUAUUCUUAUGCGAGAAUGUAAGAGAAGAGUUUCCUUUUUAAUUGCAGAAAAAUCAAUGCAUCAAAAAACGAUAAGCUUCUUUGCAAGAAUGAUUAGUGCCAUUCCCGUUAUUCGUCCACAAGAUAGAGCAAAGCCUGGAGAAGGCUAUAUUCAAUUAUUAAAUCGUAAAACUGAUCCAUUACGUAUUACAGGUAUUCAUACUCAAUUUACUGUUCAAUUGAAACCACGCGAUUCGAUUCUAUUACCAAAGGGAGCUGGUAAUGCUGAAGUCGUACAGGUCAUUUCGGAUACAGAGAUUAUCAUUAAAAAGGAAUUCAAGGAUCUUAAAGCAUUAGAGUUAUUGACUCAGACUGAGGGAACAUGUUAUAAAUAUAUGCCACAUAUCGAUCAAAGUACAGUUUAUCAAAGUGUUCAUGAUGAAUUAAACAAUGGAAGAUGUAUUACAAUCUUCCCUGAAGGUGGAAGUCAUGAUAGAGCUGAAAUGUUACCAUUAAAAGCUGGUGUUACAUUAAUGGCUUUAGGUGCAAUGGCUAAAUAUGAAGGCUUAGAUGUUAAGAUUGUUCCUUGCGGCUUAAAUUAUUUUCAUGCUCAUCGUUUUAGAUCUCGUGCAGUAAUUGAAUUUGGUAAACCUAUCACAAUAUCAUCUGAAUUAGUGAAAAAAUUUAAGCAAGGAGGAGAUCUAAAGAGAGAAGCAUGUUCAAGUCUAUUAGAUAGUAUUUACAAUGCGUUAAAGACUGUAACUAUUAAUGCUGGAAGUUAUGAAACACUUAUGUUAAUUCAAGCAGCAAGAAGACUUUAUAAACCAGCACAUAAAAAAUUACAUCUUUCUCAAGUGGUUGAUUUGAACAGAAGGUUUUUAAUUGGCUAUAAUUUAUUUAAAGAUGACCCUAAAGUAAUUGAGCUACAACAGAAGGUAAUGGCUUAUAAUCAAUUGCUUAAAUAUCACGGCAUCCAAGAUCAUCAAGUUUCAAAGACAAAUAAGGAAAAUAAUGGAAGACUUUUAUGGUUACUCAUUAAACGUAUUUUUAUACUGAUUAUUUUAACUUUGUGGGUAUUCCCAGGCACUAUCUUGAAUUUACCUGUUGUCAUUGUAGCAAGAGUAAUUAGUCAAAAUAAGGCACAAGCUGCACUUAAAAGCUCUACAAUAAAAAUCGCUGGUCGUGAUGUUUUGGCAACUUGGAAAUUAUUAGUCGGAUUAGUAUUAUUACCUACUUUAUAUGCUUUCUAUAGUUUGAUCAUAUUCAUUAUUGUAUUACAAACAGAAUUAGAAUUCAAAUGGAAACUUAUCUUACCUAUUGCUACUUGGAACCUUUUACCUUUCAUCUCCUAUGCAAGCUUAAGAUUUGGUGAAAUUGGUCAUGAUAUAUUAAAGUCAAUUCAACCUACUGUAAUGGCUUUAUUAGAUCCAAAAGGAGCCGAGACACUUCGCCAAAUUCGAGAAAAACUAUCAAGUGAUAUUACUGAACUUAUUAAUGAAUAUGGUCCCAAAGUAUUUUCUGAUUUUGAUGCUAAUUAUAUCUCAAAAACAACUGAACCUUCUAUUAGUCGAACAUCGAGCGCCACUAGUUUGUUAUGGGCUUCAGCACCAAGUAAACUCCCUAAAAUUGCAAGCGGUUUCUUCCAACAAGUGAAACGUAUGAAUUGGUUAGAUGAUAAAACUAUCUUUAAUUGGAGUCGAGCUGAAGAUUAUGCUUCAGAUAUAGCAGAUGAUGUACUUUACUUUUUGGAUAAAUUUAGUGGUCGUAGUAGGAGUGGAUCUGUAAGCGAAUCUGAUUCUCGACCCAUAAGUCGUAAUCGAAGUCGUGUUAAUAGUUUCAGCAGUAGUGAUGGAGAAUUCAUUAAGGUAGAAGCAAUGACAAGUUUACCAACUCAUCAUUCUACUAGUUCUAAUAUGCUUUAUCAUAAUACAUCUGAUACUAAUACGAGUAAAACGAUGUUAACCUCCAGAGUUAUUUUUCGUAUUGAUGAUGUUGAUGAAGAAGAAGAGGAACGCGAACUUGAUGAUUUAGCUGUAACUGAAGGACGGCAACAACAACGUGAAACCAAAAAGGAUAUAUAG
Molecule: messenger RNA, 4140 nt
Organism: Cokeromyces recurvatus
Lineage: Eukaryota; Fungi; Mucoromycota; Mucoromycetes; Mucorales; Mucoraceae
Exons: 11
Coding region: 1-4140 (1379 amino acids)
Biological process (GO): phospholipid biosynthetic process
Cellular component (GO): endoplasmic reticulum membrane
Molecular function (GO): glycerone-phosphate O-acyltransferase activity; protein binding; glycerol-3-phosphate O-acyltransferase activity
Source: RefSeq, a predicted model, not a curated record